AUGGGCAAAGUCUUAGUAAUAACACUUAUUCUUGGCCUGGCCGUAACCAGUGCCCUUGAUUUUGGCCCGGAAAUAAAUCCAGGCAUCGAACUAGAUGCACAGGACUACCAGCGUCUGAACAAAGUUCGUCAUUUGUCGGAGCAGUUUUUUGGUCAUUACAAAAAUGUAACCCUGGACGACCUGGUGCCCGAAGGAAGACUUCCCACAGUCUCAGAUCUUCAGUGCUAUGCGGACUUUGCUCAGCUCACCGCCGGAUUGACCAGUGGCAGCCUUUGGGCCUAUAGAAUGAUUGACACCUGGGGAUCCAUACCGGCUGGCAUCUUGGAGGGACAUCUCAAGGAUCUGGGUCACUAUGACGAGUGCAUUGGCAUCGAACAGUCCGCGGCAUCGGGCUCGACUAUCCUAGGAAAGUACUGCCUGGCCAGUCUGCCGCUGCAGCAAAUGCUGGGAAACGUUGGCCGGAUGAUGAAUGUCCAGACGGCGGUUUGUUUUCCAGCUUCCUGCUCGGCCACCAAUAUGGACACACUUCUGCGACGAGUCCUGAAGCAAUUGGUUGGCUUGGAACUCAAUGCCAACCAGAAUUUGGUCAGUAAAAACUCCUGCAAGACUUCCGAGCGUGAUGCCUACGAUGGAGGUGCCAUUGCCGCAAUCGUUAUUUUAUCCGUGUUCGGAGCCGCAGUGAUUAUUUCCACAUUUUACGACUACUUCCUGUGUGAGGAUCAAAAAAAACUGCCUGCUGUUCUGAAAGUUUUCUCUGCACGUGCUAACUCACGAUCGCUAUUCCGCAUCACCACCAAACCCAACCCCAAUGUGAUUGAGUGCCUCCAUGGAUUGCGAGGAAUGUCCUUGAUCUGGGUGUGCUUCGGUCACGACUAUAUCAUUGCCAUCACAUCGCCGAACAUCAACCUUUACGACGUGUAUACUUGGGCCAAGACACCGUUUAAAGAAGUAAUUCAGGAUGGCGUUUUUGCAGUGGACUCAUUUUUCUUCAUAAGCGGACUCCUGGUUCCGAUGGUGGCCUUGCGUUCGAUGGAAAAGUAACAUAAUAUUCCACUGAUGUACCUCCAUCGCUAUCUUCGCCUAACGCCCAUCGUGGCAGUAUCGAUAUUGCUCUACUGGAAGUUACUGCCCCAUUUGGGCGACGGUCCGCUGUACGGCAACUGGAACUUUGAUAGCUCCGAUAGGUGCGAAGGUAACUGGUAUUGGACCCUGCUCUACAUUCAGAACUACGCCACCGAUUCCGAGUGUCUGGCUCAAACAUGGUACCUAGCCAUCGAUAUGCAACUGUAUAUCAUUUCACCCAUCCUCCUGAUUAUUGUGUACAAGUGGGGCAAGAAAGGAGCAGCAGUCGUUCUGCUGCUUUUGUUGGGUCUCGCUGCCUACUUAUUCAGCAUUAUAGUGAUUAACAAUUACUCUUUCGGCGGUGGUGGUGGCGGACCAGAUGAUUACUCUGAAGACCUCGAUCACUAUACCCACAACCGGGCUUCCUGCUGGCUAGUUGGUUUCCUGUUCGGUUACUUCCUGCAUACGAUCCGUGGAAAGACGAUCAAUCUGAGUCGACCUGCUGUCUGGGUUGGCUGGAUCACCUGUUUGGCCCUUCUAUUCACCUGCAUUUUUGCGAUGUAUCCUUAUGGAUUGGGCAAGACCAAAACCCUUCCCUCCGUUAAUGAGGCCUUCUACGUAUCGCUCUCCCGGAUCGCCUGGCCCUUGGGUCUGAGUUGGGUGGUCUUUGCCUGCAUGCAAGGAUAUGGUGGAUUGGCCAACUCCUUCCUCACAUCACCAUUGUGGCAGCCCCUGUCCAAGCUCUCGUUCUGCGUCUACAUGGGCCAUCUGUUCAUCCAGAACCUUAAUGGUGGGCGCACGAGGGUGAACACCUACUUCUCAAACUACGACAUUAUGCUGCGUUUUUGGCAAGACUUUGGGUUCUCGGUCCUCCUCGCUUAUGUCAUGUACAUUUUGAUCGAAGCUCCUUGCGGCGGACUGGAGACUCUGAUCCUGCCGAACCGAAGACCAGCUCCCCAGGCUAAGGUGCAGGCUGCUGAGCCAUCUAAAGAGGAUAUCCCAUUACCUGUUGACCUCGAAAAGCAAGCUCCAGAAUCCAGUGCUGCCAUCGAUCCUGCAAAUGACAGCACAUUGGCAACAGCUCCUCCACUAGAAAGCAAAACUCAACUGCAGACUAGCGAAGGAAACGAAACUUCUUAGGCAAAUUGAACGAACAAAAUUAAUAUAGAAUAUUAUUUAUACUUAUAUGUAGUAUUAAAAAUAAAACAUUGAAA
Messenger RNA from Drosophila sechellia, 2276 nucleotides. Its product is annotated as nose resistant to fluoxetine protein 6. The transcript has 9 exons. Gene Ontology annotation, molecular function: acyltransferase activity, transferring groups other than amino-acyl groups. NCBI's taxonomy places the organism in Eukaryota, Metazoa, Arthropoda, Insecta, Diptera, Drosophilidae. The record is from RefSeq and is a predicted model, not a curated record.